UUGGCGUUUUAGCCCACAGCUUUUAACGUCAGCGGUCACAGCUCCAUCGUCUGCGGAGGUCUCGCAAAACUAACAAUAUCUUCAUUCUGCCUAUUCAACACUUUCUCUCACACUCUAAACUCAAAUACAGAUUCCAUUUCCUCCGCGAGUAAUUAACUCAUGCAAAUCAAUACUCUAUGAGACUUAAUAAUACUGGCAACAGUUAACCGCCUCAUUGCUCAUUCUUCCCGAUAUAUUAUGUGGUCAUGCGAAAGUUUAUGCGUUUCGGGAUGCACUUGGACCAUCAGUUAACUUCAUUCCAGUGUACGUUGAGAAAGAAACAAGAAAAGUUAAGCAAGACACAGAACUACUUUCGAUGAAAAUAAAAGAGCUUAAGAAUUGUCAAAAUGAUCUCCUAAACGAAAUAAGCCAGAAGAAAUGUGAACUGGAAAUGUUACAACAGAAAGAGUCACUACUGAAGGAAAUGUGUUCUGAGAAAGAAAAAAAUCUCCAAAAGGAAGAAAGUAGUUUGGAUGAAAUGCAGAGAGCAGUAUGGGAACAUCGAGAGAAAUUUUGUGAGAAGGUGAAGGAAUUCAGCAAAAGAAGCUGGCUCUCUGCCUUAUCUAACAUACAUUCUGCAAGUCAGUCAUUAAUUGUUAAAACGUAUUUACAAUCAUUAACUGUUAACGCUACAGAAGAGAAAUUUUGUGUCAUUUGUCAUGCUACUGAACACUGAGGGUCAUCAGUGAUGACAGGAGAAGAAAUUUGCACUACAGUCCUUACUCUGAAACCAGGUAUUGAUGCGUAGUAGUGUUGAACCCCAAUCUGAACCCUAGACAAAGAGGCAACAUCUGUGUUGAAAUCAUUUUUCUAUCCUGUAUUAUUAUUGUGUAACCCAGAGCAGAAAUGAAAUGAAUUAGUAUUAUUAGCAACAAAUAUGUG
Schistocerca americana (American grasshopper) is the source of this 921-nucleotide messenger RNA. RefSeq lists its product as uncharacterized. Lineage: Eukaryota; Metazoa; Arthropoda; Insecta; Orthoptera; Acrididae. The record is from RefSeq and is a predicted model, not a curated record. The transcript has 4 exons. Bases 356 to 715 code for a protein of 119 amino acids.